Molecule: messenger RNA, 1308 nt
Organism: Tupaia belangeri chinensis (Chinese tree shrew)
Lineage: Eukaryota; Metazoa; Chordata; Mammalia; Scandentia; Tupaiidae
Gene: GATA5
Product: GATA binding protein 5
Exons: 11
Coding region: 1-1308 (435 amino acids)
Biological process (GO): cell fate commitment; negative regulation of transcription by RNA polymerase II; positive regulation of transcription by RNA polymerase II
Cellular component (GO): nucleus
Molecular function (GO): zinc ion binding; DNA-binding transcription factor activity, RNA polymerase II-specific; RNA polymerase II cis-regulatory region sequence-specific DNA binding
Source: RefSeq, a predicted model, not a curated record
AUGUGCCUGGGGCCACCACAGUCACCUGUGAGGGCGAGGGUGGUCGAGGAGGUGGGCUGCACCGCGGAUUUCACAGGAAACCCGCCUGCCCGUCUUCGCGUUCUGGACCUGCCCGACCAGCCCGAGGAACGCGCCCACUGGGGAGCGGGAGAGUGCCCGCCCGUUGCAGGCAAAAGUCAAGACCACGCCGAGAUGUACCAGAGCUUGGCGAUGGCCCCGAGCCCUGGCCCGGCCGUCUACGCCGCCCCGGGCGCCUUCCUACACGCUCCGGGCUCCCGCUCCCCCGGGGGCAGCCUUGACUAUCCGCUCAACCAGUACAAACCUGCUCUCUGCGAACCCCCCUCCCAGCCCCAGAACCGGCCCAGAACUCCAGGUGAUGGCCCUGGGCUAAGGCCGCUGCAGGAAGAAGGCCAGGAGGCAGAGCCACAGCCGUGGCAUGGCGGGAAUCCUGUCCUCAGCCACCCCAGGAAGCCCUGGGCAGGCGCCUGCCCCGUGAGGCAAUGGCUGAUCCUGCCCCACCCCGACUCUGCCCCCUUCCACAUGUUGCUGGGCCUGAAGGGACAGGGAGCUCUCGCCCUGCAGCCCUCCGUGUGCGACGCAGAAGCAGGCCAGAGCGCGCCCGACUUCCUGGAGGAGUCUCCCGGUGAGGGUCGAGAGUGUGUCAACUGCGGGGCGCUGUCCACGCCGCUGUGGCGCCGCGACGGCACCGGCCACUACCUGUGCAACGCCUGUGGCCUCUACCACAAGGUGAACGGCGUGAACCGGCCGCUGCUUCGGCCCCAGAAGCGCCUGCCCUCGUCCCGCCGAGCCGGCCUCUGCUGCACCAACUGCCACACCAGCUGCACCACACUGUGGCGGCGGAGCGCGGACGGGGAGCCCGUGUGCAAUGCCUGUGGCUUGUACAUGAAGCUGCAUGGGGUGCCCCGGCCCCUGGCCAUGAAGAAGGAGCGUAUCCAGACACGGAAACGGAAGCCGAAGAACGUGGCCAGAGCCGUGGGCUCCCCAGGACCCACAGCCAACCUCACAGCCUCCCCUGCUGCCACCCCCGUGGCCACCACAGCCAUCCCCAGCAGCACGGGGAGCCCAGUAGCCACUCAGAGAUCCGAACCCAGCCUGGCGUCCACCCCGUGCCCGGGACCCAGUGUUGCCUCCCAGGCCUCCAGCCGGGGGAAUGGCUGCCUCAGCCCCAGCCUGGAGCUCAAGUUCGAGCCUGAGGACUUUGCCUUCCCCCCCACGGCCCUGGGCCCCCAGUCUGGCCUCAGUGGGACCUUGCCCCAGGAGGCCUGGUGCCCACUGGCUUUGGCCUAG